CCUCAUUGGUGCCACAUGUCCCUUUGUUUUUGCCACGACAGGCUUGUGCGCCUGGAGAAGUGAAUUCUAGGGGUGUGCUGCUUCUCCUUUGUGCUACUGUAUCCUUUGCGACAGUUAGUCAAGACGCACCACUUUAUCCAGGCCUUCGGCCAGCGGGGAUCCUCUUGCCUGGUUCUGUGCUGUCCCCGCCCCCUCCCCCAAUAGCGGUUGCUUUUGUGAUUUCAGCUUAUGAUUUUAACUAUGUUUUGUACUCAUUUUAAUUGUGAUAGGUGAUAUUUUGUGAUAGGUGAUAUCCUGGGACCAUUUGGUGAAAUGGCAAGCAAAGAAAAAGAGCUAAAAUGGAAAUUAAUUCACUCGUUUUUGCGGCAAAGUCCCACGAAGUCUUUUGGCACCUUUAGGGGUGAUAACGCAAUCCCUCUUCAGCAGCGCGAACUAGAGUGUGGUGUCUGGACUCGGGAAUCCCCUGCUGAAGCCUUGACGUCAGGUGAUGGGCGGCGCCUCGGAUCGCUUAAAACUGCGCUAGGCACGCGUCGGACUAGCACUUUGUCUCAGGCUGGAGAAGGCGUCGGACUAGGCUCGAGUUUGUCGCAGUUGUUCCUCCGACAUUUCAUUACCGCGAUCUUCUCUGCCCGCCCAGGAAGUAUUCCUGUCUCUUGGAAACCAAGCUCCACCAUUGCCAAAGAUAUGCGAUGGCAGCCAAGCGACUUCUUACGCUUUGGGUAAUUUUGUGCACCUUGCUUGAAGCCAAGGCAACAAGCCUUGUUGCAACACAGAACCCAGAAGACACCGUAUCUGUGGUCUUGAAACAGAAUGAUGAGUUCUAUGAACACAAUGGGCGUAUUUGUAAGAAAUGCCCUGCAGGUCAUUCUGUCUUCCAACACUGCAAGAGUUCAGGAACUGAAGGGGUUUGCCACCCCUGUGAAAACAAUACAUUUUCCAAAUACUUGAAUGAUUUUGAAAGAUGCCUCCCCUGCACAGAGUGCAGACCUCUAGAUGAGGUGGUGCUACAGCCAUGCACCACAACCAGUGAUGCCCAGUGUGCUUGUAAGAGCGGCACCUUCUGCUCCCCUAGCCUUCCAUGUGAAACAUGCCAUAAAUGCACAACCAGGUGUCCUGAUGGAGAAACAAUGGUUCAGCCUUGUACCCCUGAAAGUGACAUGCUGUGUGUAAAGGCCCUGGGUCCUGCUGAUGUAACCUCACAAACGCCUGCAGCAGGUUCCAAUGGACAAAUACUUUUCCUUUUGGGUAUUCUGUUUUGUGUCACGCUGGUUGUUGCUGUUAGUGUUGGAAUUUGCAAGUGCCGUAUUAAAGACAGCAGAACAGGAUCUGUAACAAGUGUGUGGGACUCCAAGACUAUCCGAAGACUGCGGCGAAAAUGUACCCAUGGACCACAGGAAGUAGAGGACUUGUGGGAUGUACAGGUUGACCAGAGGAUCCGAUUGUCUUCACUAGAAUAUGCCAAUUCCAAUGCAAGAGGGUCUGAAACCACACCUCUGCAAACAACUGGCUCUUCAGAGGAGGUUCAGGUCUCCACAGAGCAGAGAAGGAAUCUGGUUCCUGCAAAUGGGAAGGAUCAAAUGACUGCUUUGCGCCUGGCUUUUGACAUCUUUAUCAAAGAGGUUCCCUUGAGGGACUGGAAGAGAUUCAUGAGGGCCCUCGGGCUGCUGGAUAAUGAUAUUGAUACUAUUGCUUUGAUGCAUGUCGGAGAUAUGAAAGAGCAGCACUUCCAGAUGCUACGGACCUGGCAUGACAUGAAUGGGAAGGGGGCGUCUUUGGACUCUUUGCUGGAGGUGCUCUGUAACAUGGACCUCAAAGGCAUUGAGGAUAAAAUAAGAGCUGCCCUGAUUACCCAGGGCCUCUAUGUCCUUGAAGAGUGACUUUGAUAGUCAUGCAAGGCUUCCUCCUUGCAAGCUGUUCUUGUGAAGCCUCUCUAAAAACAGUUGGCUUUGGGUUUUCGGCCUGGAGGAGAGUGUUAUUCUUCUUACCACUAUAUACAGUUUACUUUUGAAAAGACUUCAGCUGGCUGAAAGAGCUUCUCUUCUUCUUUGGUGAUCACUUGUAGCCAAGUAAGAUUGUUUUAACAAUGAGUCCAUAAGUGACUAUGGAGGCCAAUUCUGGAUCCCCACAUCCUUCCACAGUGGGGACAUUGGUUUCCGGGCAGGAGUUGAUCACAGUGUGGAUUUGCCAAGCGUGCCUUCCUCUUAGCACGUUUCCCCCUUGUGUCCUGAGUUCGAUUGUCUUCAAAGGUAAAGGCUGUUCUCCAACUGGAGUGCUUGCAGGCCAGUGUUUCCCAGUUGUCAGUGUUUAUACUACGUUUUUUUUAUUUACCUUGAGACAGUCUUUAAAGCUCUUUUGUUGACCACCAGCAUUACACUUUUCAUUUUUAAGUUCGGAAUAGAGAAGUUGCUUUGGAAGACGAUCAUCAGGCAUCCGCACAACAUGACCAGUCCAACGAAGUUGAUGUUGAAGAAUCAUUGCUUCAACACUGGUGAUAUUUGCUCCUUCCAGUACACUGAUAUUAGUUCGCCUGUCUUCCCAAGUGAUAUGUAAAAAAAUUCCGAGACACCGUUGAUGGAAUCUUUUGAAGAGUUGGAGAUGGCGUUUAUAAGUGGUCCAUGUUUCACAAGCAUAUGGUAAGGUUGGUAGUACAAUAGCUUUGUAAACAAGCAUUUUAGUUUCCCUGCAAAUGUCCUGGUCCUCAAACACUCUGCAUUUCAGUUGGGAGAAAGCCGCACUCACAGAGCUCAGGCGAUGCUGGAUUUUGGCAUCAAUGUUGGCCCUUGUGGAAAGAGAACUGCCUAGGUAGGAGAAGUCUGAAGACCAGCGUGAGGCUGCCUUUGCUGCUUCCCUACUUCGUCAGCCAUGCAGUGUUUCCACGUGAGGGGAAAGUGUGUGUGUUUGUGUGUUUUUAGAGAGGGACAAGGGAUGAAUUGCUUGUUGAUGAUCGUGGAUGUUGACAAGCUCAUGGAUCCAGGUGCUUGCCACCAAACUACAUUGUUAUCUCACUUGGUGCACAGGCUGCAGUGUAAAACAUCCUGCCAAACUGAGCCUUUUCAAUGAACAUUGUGGCCCCCAUUUCUUUUUAUUAUAAAAUGGGCACCCGGUAUGCCUUUUGUAUUUCCUGUGAACGGGAGGUUUCUGGUGCUGCUAAAGUCCACUUUGACCAAUGUCCUCAGGAGGUGUGGAUGUAAAAUGUUGUUUGCCAUCAAAUCUCAUUGCUACAUGUCUGAAAGACUCCCCACCCCCAAGAAUAUGAACAAUUCUCCAUCUUGAAACAAUGCCAGCCCCGGUAUAAACAUUUAGGAAAUGGCAGAAUCCAGCUUUUCUGGGCACAGAAUUCUCAUUUCUGUUCUGCAGAUUGAGUACAUCCACAAACAUUUUGCAAAAAAUAUGUCUUGUGGUACAUUAAAAGCUAACAAAUGUUAUUAUAGGUUACAGUUCUGUGGACUAUAAUUCAUAGUUCAUCUGAUGCAGUGGGCUAUAGUACACUGAAGCUUAUGCGAAGUUAUUCUGCUUCCCCCCCAGAAAGUAGGUUUUGCCUACUCAUGGGAGAGGACAAUAAUCUAUGGGUGAUAACCAUUCCUAGCCCCACUUAGCCAUACCCAUUAAUUUCAAUAGGUCUUCUCUAACAGAGAUUCAUUAAUUUCAAUGGGUUUAAGGACCUAGUUGACUACAACCUUAUGUCCCCUCAACACAUUGCAUCAAUGCCUCAUCUGCACUAUACAUUUAAAACUGUAUCAUACCAUUUCAAUCAGCCAUGACUUCCCCCACAGAAUCCUGGGAACUAUAGUUUGUUAAGGAUGCUGAGAAUUGUUAGGUGACCCCUAUUCUGAUCACAGAGCUACAGUACUCAGAGUGGUUUAACAAUCAUUCUCUGUUCCCAGGAAUUGUAUCUUUGUGAGGGGAAUAGCACCCUUAGCAAACUACAGUUCCUGGGAUUCUUAGGGGGAGCCAUGACUGUUUAAAGUGGUAUGGUACUGCUUUAAAUGUACAGUGCAGAUGGGGCCUUAUUUAGCAAUCCCUGUGGCUUCUGAGACUGCCACUUGUGGCUCCACAUUUCAAGCAGAUUUCUGCAACUGCAAGAACUAGAAACAUUCUUGAAAGCCUCAGGAAAUUAGAUUCUAUAACCAGUACUUCACCAUUCUAUAACCAGUACUCCCCCUUCACCGUUGAUGUCGGGCUGGUGCUGCCUCUGCAGCCAGCAGCUGAGGGUUGAGAGAAGCGGCCAAAAUGGUGCUACUGCUGUUGCUACCGCCUCCCAACCUUUUAGAGGAGGAAAACCAGAAUUUUUUUUUCUCUUGUUUUCCUCCUCUAAAAACUAGGUGCGUGUUAUGGUCCGAAAAAUACGGUAAUAAAAUGUAUUAUGGUUCAUGAGUCAACAUGCCAUAAUCUGUCCACUCACAUUUGAACAACUAUUUAGAAAAGGGGUGGGGCACCUUUGACCUCCAGAUGAUGUUGGACUAUAAUUCCCAGAAUCCCUGACCAUUGACCAUGCUGGCCAGGGCCAAUGGCAGCUGGAGCCCACCAACCACAUCUGGAAAGCAACAGGUUCUCCCCAGGCCAUGAUGUUGAUUCUGUUCCUGUGGGCUCUGCCCAUCUGCUUUCUCAUCCCCACCUGCUUCCAGCUGUAAAAAGUUAUGAAUAAGGCAGAACCCUGCAUGUGUUACCAUGAAGGAAAGCUAGAUAUUGAAUAGCUGCAAGUCAAUGCCUGCUUUUUAUAGUAGGUUGAACACUAUGAUACCUCAUUUUUUAGUUUUCCGUUCUCUCACUUUGCCUUGCUAUCUCGACACACUGGAGAGCCAGUGUGAUGUAUUAGUGUUGUAACCUCUGCCUAACCUGCUUUUUGCAGGUUAUUAUUUUGAGGUGUGUGUGUGUGUGCGUGCGCGUGCAAAAUGAACUUACUUGCUCCUGGGCGGAAGUAAGGAACUAGUUAUGCAUCGACUCUUAAUUGGCCCAGUAAUGAUCUGUGCCAGUUACUAUGCAGGUAUUGUGGCUGGGUUCUUCUGCAGUAUUAAACGCUUUACAGUCCUAGCUUCCCCAAAAGAAUCCUGGAAACUAUAAGGGUGCUGAGUUAGAUCUGCAGUUCUCAGUUUCCUGGGAAGAGGGAUUCCUUGUCACACCACUCUAGGUGCUAGAUCUCUUCAGCAAUAUAUUGUUCCAGGUUUCCAAGUCUCAAAGAGGGUGUCAUAGACUGGAAUGGUUGGGGUACAGGAAAAAGGAAGAACAGAAAUGAUAAAAUCUGAAAACCUUCCCUAUAACAAAAGACUGAAAUGUCAGCUGCUUUUUAAUUUUGGGCCGGAUGACAAAAGAGGCACAUGAUUAAAGAUUGUCCCUAUGCAUUUUGUAAACUACUUUGAGGUUUUAUUACAAGCAGGCGGUAUAUAAAUUUUUUGAAAAACAAAAUAGAUGAUGUGCAAAAAGUGGAAUGAGACUCUUUCCUCCCCACUCCUGUAUAGUAGAACUUUGAUCAUCAAGCAAAAAUACCUUUGUACAUCAUGUAGUUGAUGGAAUUUGCUUGCACAAGGACAUGCUGCUGGCUUUGAGUAUUGUUUUAUGCUUUACACUUAAAGACAAGGCUAUCCUUGCCCUCGGGCUUUACAGCGAGAUUAGACAAAUUCAUGAAGGAAGGUAAAGUCACUUCCAGUCUUCAGUAGAAGUGUGGCAACAAAUACCAGUUGCUGGAGACAAACAGAUACUGGCUGUUGCCUUUAUCUUGCUCUCUGUCUGGGCUUUCCUAAAGUAUGGGUGGCUGGGAGGAACUUAUAGGUUAGGUUAAUUUCUGGCCUGAUCCUGCAGUGCUACUCAUACAUUGUGUUUAUUCUUCAUGAGAUCUGCUAAUCUGCUGUAAUUUAUUGGAGAGGGCAUGUCCACCCGUAACUUUUGCAAAAGAGAAGGCGAGACAGCAUAACUGAAUUUUUUACUUUCUCUGCUGUCUUCUCUCCAGAGCUUUUGUGGAACCACAGAUGCUGGAAACCUAAACUGUUUGGAUCCAUUUUUAAAAAUACUCUAAUUAACUAUGGAACAAUAAACAUGUAUUUGCACACUGUUUUGAAUAGUGCUUACAGGAGUGUCUCUGGAACAGGUACAUUGCUAUGUGGGCAGAGUUUUCGAUAAAGGUGCUGGAUUAAGUGACAUUUGGAGACUGGUCCCAUCUUAAAUGCUAAGCAAUGUGCCAGUCUCUAGCUGGUCUCUUGCUUGCCCCCUGAUGGCAAGACGUGUUGGCCAACCAGAAUGAGACCUUUUAACUUCACUUGCCAGUUUUGGGAAGGACAGACUGCUUGUACACUUACUUGUAAUGCAGAGUCUCCCUUGAACAUUGUGCACACCAACAUUCACUCCAGUAUCUCAAUCAGGUCACCGUUCUGUUUCAAGGGGACCAGAUAAUAAUGUAAUCACAUUUUAAUGGUAUGGUGUAUCAUUUCACCAUUGAGAUCAUAAUGAAACUUGAUAACAGUUGUUUUUAUCAUAAUUCUUGAGUCAUCAAACUUUGACCCCCAGAUCCAUUUCCCCCCCCAAGGGGUAGCAAUAAAAAGUGUGAAUUAGGUGUAGUGCAAUUCCUGAAACACAAUAAGCUUUAGUAGCUUAUCUCGUUGAAUGUUCUCUAGCUGCUGAGAUUUCUGUGUGCAAUGCCUCCAUAUUUUUGGACAACUGGCUAAGGAAAAAUACUUUUAAGUACUGUAGAUCCUACUGCAUUUAAUGCCACUUGUUCUUAGGUAAAUGGGAUUAGCAUAGUCCCUUGGCCUGUUAAACCUUUGAACUACCUGACAGCAGAAGCUGAUGGGAAGGAGUGAAUUGUGGCAAAUAUGCAGCAAGCGUCUAUACCAGGCAUCCCCAGACUUUGGCCCUCCAGAUGUUUUGGACUACAAUUCCCAUCUUCCCCGACCACUGGUCCUGUUAGCUAGGGAUCAUGGGAGUUGUAGGCCAAAACAUCUGGAGGGCUGCAGUUUGGGGAUGCCUGGUCUAUACUCUUAUGUAGAAGUGUGCUAUGGUUCUUUUGCACAUAAUACAUGUUUCUCCAAAACAGUGCUAAGGGGAAUAAGGUACAUCAUUGCAGAAGAAUUUAAAAGUGUUUGCCGAGUGUGGCUUAAGCAUGCACAGACUGGAAACUGGAAUACUUUCAGCAGUUUAAGCAUGUGCAUGUGGGUGAUCCAUCUUAUCCACCCAACUUGGGUAAGGCAGAGAGACAGAAACUGGUUAAGCUUUAAUGAACAGGUGAAUCCUUGGACCUGGGUUUAGCUGUUCCAAAUGCAACACUAUGCCAUACUUACCUAUGGGUUAGUAGAACAAGCAGAAUAUGCUUGAUAAAUUAUGUAGCCUGUUUGGCAAAAAUACUUGAAGUUUGUAUUUAUUUCUAGAUAUAUUAAUGUCUUUAUAUUCAGGUGUUCAGUUUUUAGCGAUUUUGUUCUUUUGAUAUGUGAAUUUAUAAAAUAAUGUUUAGUUCUUUGCUUUGCCCUUGCCGUCUCUUACUGUUGGAAGUCAAAAACAACUUAUUUGAAGGCAGAAGCUUUUUACCUUGUUUAUGAAGCUAUGUAAAGCUUCACUGGAGCUGCACAAAGCAAUUAAAAGAUUUUUUUUAAAUGGUAUACAUUGUCUUGCAAUCUGUCCACAUAUUCUCAAGGUAGGCUUGGGUCUCAGGUGACACUUUGAAGGCAGCAACCAAACUGUUGGGUUAGUGGGGCUGGACCCUACCUAGGUGGGAGACGAGCAGGAUUCUCAAAGAUAUGAUGGAUCAGUGAUAUUAAAUCUUUUCUAACUUUUACAAUUUAAAUAAAGCUUGUCAGGAGUUUGUAACAGUUUUGGUCAUGAAUCAGUAGAGCCAGUACUAUUCAGCUAGGUCUUCGUCUACUUUUGGGGGUGGGACGGGACCUUGGGGACAAGUGUGGCUUUCAAGCCUUUCCAACUGUCCUUUGGGCCUGCCCCCAGACACACACCCUCCUCGAAAGUCUUCACCCAGCUGGAAUGUUCUUGAAUUUUGGUUAUGCCUCUUCCCUGCCUGGACGGAGGACCAGGCUACUGUGUACAAUGAUGAAUUUACAUAGAUCACUCCACCCACUUUUGCAACAAGAG
Molecule: messenger RNA, 8067 nt
Organism: Zootoca vivipara (common lizard)
Lineage: Eukaryota; Metazoa; Chordata; Lepidosauria; Squamata; Lacertidae
Product: tumor necrosis factor receptor superfamily member 10B-like
Biological process (GO): positive regulation of apoptotic process; TRAIL-activated apoptotic signaling pathway
Cellular component (GO): plasma membrane; cell surface
Molecular function (GO): protein binding
Source: RefSeq, a predicted model, not a curated record